AUGCACACCACUUUUGCCUAUCUGGUCAAGCUCCCCCACCUGUCCACCCAAGAGUUUAUCAAUUACUAUGAGACGAAGCACAUCCCGAUGAUCAACCGUCUCGCCGGCCCAGAGAACCAGCCCCUGGUGUACAAGAGGCGGUACACCCACCGCGACGACCCGGCGUUUGUCUUUGUGCGAGCAACCGUCGACGCCAGAGGUACGCCGGUGGCCACUCCGACGUCCUCCGGUGAUGGCGCCGCGGCGGCCAAGCUGGAAUUGGACCCGGGUAACGUCGACUUUGAUGUCAUGACCGAGAUUGGAUUCGCCGACGAGGCGGCAAAGAUGCGCUGGUUGAUGGCGCUGGGGCAGGGUGAGAAUGGGAAGCUGGUCAAGGAGGAUGAGGAGAGGUUCUUGUGGAGAGAGCGCACGCGAGCGGUCGUCGUUGAGGAGUUUGUGAGCUUCGGCUAG
Messenger RNA from Fonsecaea monophora, 450 nucleotides. RefSeq lists its product as hypothetical. The record is from RefSeq and is a predicted model, not a curated record. Gene Ontology annotation, molecular function: oxidoreductase activity. The transcript has a single exon. The coding region runs from base 1 to 450 and encodes 149 amino acids. NCBI's taxonomy places the organism in Eukaryota, Fungi, Ascomycota, Eurotiomycetes, Chaetothyriales, Herpotrichiellaceae.